Molecule: messenger RNA, 627 nt
Organism: Telopea speciosissima
Lineage: Eukaryota; Viridiplantae; Streptophyta; Magnoliopsida; Proteales; Proteaceae
Exons: 1
Coding region: 1-627 (208 amino acids)
Source: RefSeq, a predicted model, not a curated record
AUGGUAUCAAAGCCAGGUUGCCGAUCUCCCAUGGGUGAUCCCACUUCCCUUCCAAUGGAUGAUUCCACUUCACCUACGCCUACCACCAUCACCAUCUCUUCAGCUUAUUUUUUACACUCUUCGGAUCAGCCUGGUUCUUCUUUGGUUACCCCCCUUCUUGAUGGGGAUAACUACCCUACUUGGCAUAGGGCGAUGCUCAUGGCCCUGGAGGCGAAGAACAAGAUGUCUUUCAUUGAUGGUUCCCUACCCCAACCUGCCGAUGAUUCUCCUGAUCACCCUCAUUGGGUGCGUUGCAAUAGCAUGGUCCGAUCAUGGGUUGUGCAUUCUACCAUUCCUACCAUUGCACACAGUAUACUCUGGAUCAACUCGGCUUUCUCUGCUUGGACAGAUUUGAGGGAACGUUUUUCUUUAAAAAAUGCUCCGCGUAUAUUUGAGAUCCGCCGCUCCAUCUCUACCCAUGUUCAGGGCACUGAUUCCAUAUCCGCUUACUACACUGAGAUCAAGAGUUACCGUGAUGAACUUCUCUCCUAUUGGGCCAUUCCUUCUUGUACUUGUGGUGCAAUGUCGACUUUGCAAGCUGUUCUUGAUGAUGACUAUCUCAUGGAUUUUUUUACAGGGAUUAAGUGA